Messenger RNA from Lethenteron reissneri (Far Eastern brook lamprey), 3252 nucleotides. RefSeq lists its product as uncharacterized. The record is from RefSeq and is a predicted model, not a curated record. Lineage: Eukaryota; Metazoa; Chordata; Hyperoartia; Petromyzontiformes; Petromyzontidae.
GUGAAAUAAUAAUGAGGUGAAAUAUUAAUGAGGUGAAAUAUUUAUGGCGGGAAAUAUUCAUGAGGUGAAUAUUCAUGAGGUGAAAUAUUUAUGGCGGGAAUAUUCAUGAGGGGAAAUAUUCAUGAGGGGAAAUAUGAAUAAUGGAAAAUAGUCAUGAGGGGGAAUAUUCAUGAGGGGACACAUUAAUGAGGUGAAAUAUUCAUGAGGGGAAAUAUUAUUGAUGUGAAAAUAUUUAUGAUGUGAAAAUAUUCAUGAGGUUACAUAUUCAUGAGGUAAAAUAUUCAUGAAGUGAAAUAUGCAUGCAUUGUGAUAUUCAUGUUGUGACACAUUCAUGGGGUGUAAUAUUCAUGAUGUUUAUGCGUAUUAAUUAUUUCGGGAUGUACGCCUCCGCGAUCAGUUGCAUGCAAUAUGGUUGCAAUUCGAAGCAAUUCAGGUGCGUGCAACCUAUUGUGUUGUGCCACGCCUAUUGUGUUGUGCCACGCCUAUUGUGUUGUGCCACGCCUAUUGUGUUGUGUCACGCCUAUUGUGUGCGCCACGCCUAUUGUGUGUUCCAGGCCUAUUGUUAUUAUUGUUGUUGAACCGUGGCAACGGGCAAGGGGCGUCUCGAGGUGAAGUCGUCUCGUGGUGGUGGUAGCAGUUGGUGGUGGUAGUUGGUGGUUGUUUGGUGGUUGGUUGGUGGUGGCAGUUGGUGGUGGUAGUUGGAGGUAGUUGGUGGUUGUUUGGUGGUUGGUUGGUGGUGGCAGUUGGUGGUUGUUUGGUGGUGGUUGGUUGGUGGAGGUAGUUGGUGGUUGGUUGGUGGUGGUAGUUGGUGGUGGUUGUUGCUGGUGGUUGAUGGUAGUGGUGGUUAGUGGUAGUGGUGGGUGGGAGGAGGCUCGUGAUGGACGCUGCUGCUACUGGGCAGUUGGAGGCCUUCCAGCAACAACAGAGGGCAGAAGCGCGACGCUCACAACAACGAGCGGAACGCCGGGUGGAUAAAGCACAGCGAGUUGGCACAGUGAGGAGCACAGCUGGUGUGCAUCUACCAGCGGCCAUCUCAGUCAGCCAACCCACGGACCCUGCCUGGGCCAUGGUGUCGCGUGUGGAUGCGGGGUUUAGACCCCCGCUGCGAGCGCCAACGCUGUUGCUGCUGAUGGUGGUGCCACUCGCACUGGGAACGUUCACGUACGUGUACUCGGUGAAGAGGGGGGAGCUGGAGGCCAGACUGGCGCAGCUGCAGCUGGGACUGCAGAGCCGCGUGGCCUCCCUGCACGCUGACCUCUCAGCUUUGUCGGAAAAGCUGAAGUUCUCUGAAGCUUUGCUGAAGGAGAAGCACCGGUCGCAGCAGCAACUGAAGGAUCGGCGCGUACAGCAGGCGGAGCUGCAGAUCCUUCUGAACGAAACCCUUCCACAGUUGAGACGAGAUAUUCAGGCUUUGCGCGACGAAAGCAAAUCGUUCCGGAGCGCAGUGACGGUGGCCGUGAACGAAGCGGAUCACGAGGUGAGCUUGCUGAAGACCAAGCUGGAGGAUUUGCGUGGAAGCAUGCUGAGGAACACCAAGGCCAUCAUUGCGCAGAGUAAAGACGACGCGGUGAGCGAGGAGAAGUGGGCGCUCAGGAAUCUGGACGCCUUGUCAGACCUGAACCUUGAAGUUGCACGACUCAACGAGUCUCAUUGGCAGUUUAAAGCGAGCUUCGAGAGCUUGGAGAAGAAAAUGACGGCCACGAUUGACCGUUAUCCGGAGAUGGAGGCUCUUGUGAACGCCGUGGAUAAGCUGGCGAAAGAUUUCGAACGCAAAAAGAGGAAAACUGACGAGCUAGAGUCCUGGCUUGCUCAAACGGAAGCAUUUAUGGCUCGGAUCAACGGCAACUUUGAGAAAAUGCAAAACCUCACAUUCUGAUCACGAGUGGUUUCAACAUGCAACACAAAUAGCAAUACAGAUGAAAACUCAUAUCUGAUACAUCAGGAGGCAGGAUCUCAGAGAAGUACAUUUUGUGGAUAAAAUAGAUUGACUUUGGGUGGGAUUAAUGGUGUAUACGGGCUCUGAUGAAUGAAUGGCACCAUUCCCACAUUGCAUUUCACCGCAUCAAAACACGAUGUUCUUUUUAAAAUACAUAAACAUACGCGGUAAUUGUUUUUGUUCACAAAAACUACUCUGUAUUAACGCGUCACGCAGUCACCAGUCCCACACUCUCGACAGCUCGCGGCGCUGUGAUGUCACUCUGCUGUUGCGUUAUCACAGCACCGGCUUCGUUACGACCACCACCAUCAGGGCGGUGGAUGAUUGGGCAAACGCCAGGGAGAUUGUGUGACUGUGGCCCUCCCGUGGCCUCGGCGCUGUUACUGCUCAUAUCAGGAUUCGAGUUAUUGAUGUCCGUGUCGCCUAGUUGUGUUUUACGGUCACACGGAGACGUGAAGCGUGCGGAAGGGGGGGCCGGCUUCUCCCACCCAGGCCGAUGCGCAACUCCUCCUCCACGCAUGGAACAUUGAAGACACAAAUCCACGUUGGUGCGAUUGUGGCCACGCAACCGAAACUAUGGACUAUAUUGUCAACUCGUAGAGAUGCAUAGAGACGCGUAUAGAUGCAUUCAAGACAAGCAACAGUCGUGCGAUAGUGUCCAUGCAACCCAAACUAUCGACCAUAUAGAAAACCACUGUAGUCUGUCCUUCAACGGAGGAGGAAUAGCACAACUUUUACAAGUCUCCCCUGAAGCCCUUUCACGUCGUGGCUUGCAAACCUCAAAUAGAAAAGUGUUACUCUGGUUCUUUCGGUAAAGUCACGUAGUUAGAAAUAAAAUAAAAUCACGACGUUUUUGCAAAAAAAAAUUCUUGCUGUGGUUUUCCCACCUGAUGAUGAUUGCUUGUGUUGCAAUCGAAACGUGAUUUGUUUUUACUUUAUUUCUACCUACGUGACUUUACCGAAAGAACCAAAGAGUAUGGAUUCCUGCAGUCACGAAAGCUUCAAAUCAAGACUAGAAAAGUGUUGUUGAAGGCACAGACAUUCGCUUGGUCUUUAUUUUGUUACGUGACACAAGUGAUACUGCCAUUCAUCAUUGCCAGUUCUCUCGGACACGAGAAUGUGUUAUACCGUAUUCGAACUUUAUGAAUUCAAAUGGUGAAUAUUUGUUUAAAUUUGACUUGGUGCCUUGUUUGUAUGUUGAACUUCUUCCGCAAUGUACGUAGCCAACCGUGCUGAUUGAUGGGAUUAAGUGCCUUGUGUCUUUUGCAGUGUUUGUCAAGUUUACGAAUACAAAUAAACGUUUGUGCUUUACUCAA